Molecule: messenger RNA, 1025 nt
Organism: Camelus dromedarius (Arabian camel)
Lineage: Eukaryota; Metazoa; Chordata; Mammalia; Artiodactyla; Camelidae
Product: keratin-associated protein 10-12-like
Exons: 1
Coding region: 49-594 (181 amino acids)
Cellular component (GO): keratin filament
Source: RefSeq, a predicted model, not a curated record
ACACUCACACUCACAUACUCACCCUCCUCCAGCCCCACCGCCCACACCAUGGCUGCGCCUGCCCUGUCCGUCUGUUCCAGCAACCUGAGCUAUGGCAGCCGGGUCUGCCUGCCCGGUCCCUGUGACUCCUGCACCGGCUCCUCCUGGCAGGUAGACGACUGCCCAGAGAGCUGCUGCGAGCCCCCCUGCUGCGCCCCGACCCCCUGCCUGAGCCUCCUCUGCGCCCCAGCGAGCUGUGAGCCCUGCCCCUGCCCAUCUGCCUGCACCAGCUCCUGCACGGCCUUGUGCUGCCCGCAGUCUAGCUGCCAGCCCUCCUGCUGCACCUCCUCUCCCUGCCAGCAGGACUGCUGUGAGCCUGUGUGCUGCAGGCCUGUGUGCUGCAGGCCCGUGUGCUGCAGGCCCGUGUGCUGUGAGCCCACCCCCUGCCCCUCGUCCUGCUACAGACCCUCCUCCUGUGUGUCCCUGCUCUGCCGCCCUGUGUGCAGACCCGCCUGCUGUGCCCCUGCCCCCUCCUGCCAGCCCAGCUGCUGCCACCCAGCCUCCUGCGUGUCCCUGCUCUGCCACCCCAGGUGCUCCCGCCCUGCCUGCUACUGAGUGAUCUUCAGGUCACCCCAAAGCUCACUACCAUCUGCACCCCUGGAUCCUUACUCAGGGCCAGGACAGCUGUGGAGCACUCCCCUGCAGUGGACACUAUGUCACCUGGCCACUCACUGUGCAUUUCUUGUCCUGGGAAUAGCACACUAACUUCUUCAAGCAUUGACAACCCCCAGCCCCGGUCACAUGCCACCCCCCCGGCCUGGGUUGGUACUGACCCCAGGGAGGCAGCCAGCCCCCCCUCAGGCUGGGACCCUGGUGUGGAGUAAAGGACAAGAAGGCAUAUGCUGGGAGGUGGUUUGUCUUCGCGGCCCCUAGACCCUGGUGUGGCCCUGGCUCCUCCACUGGUUCCUAACUGCUUUCUUAAUUUUUUUUUCCUUCCUCUGUGAGCUGUCAGUCCUUUCCAAUAAAUUCUUUCCUGAUCCAUUAAA